AGACGGCGCGAACAGAUCCUGCAGGCUGCAGAGGGUUGGCGUGAGGGGCUCCGGGGUUUUGGGCGGGGCUGAUGGCGUCUCGGGCAGGCCCGCGAGCUGCCGGAACCGACGGCAGUGACUUCCAGCACCGGGAGCGUGUCGCCAAGCAUUACCUGAUGAGUGUGACUCUCAAGUAUGAAAUCAAGAAGCUGAUCUACGUGCAUCUGGUCAUAUGGCUGUUGCUGGUUGCCAAGAUGAGUGUGGGACACCUGAGGCUCUUGUCGCAUGAUCAGGUGGCCAUGCCCUAUCAGUGGGAGUACCCAUAUUUGCUGAGCAUUGUGCCCUCUCUCCUGGGCCUUCUCUCCUUCCCCCGCAACAACAUUAGCUACCUGGUGCUCUCCAUGAUCAGCAUGGGGCUCUUUUCCAUCGCGCCGCUCAUUUAUGGCAGCAUGGAGAUGUUCCCUGCUGCACAGCAGCUCUAUCGCUAUGGGAAGGCCUACCGCUUCCUCUUUGGUUUUUCUGCUGUGUCCGUCAUGUACCUGGUGUUGGUGCUGGCAGUUCAAGUGCAUGCCUGGCAGUUGUACUACAGCAAGAAGCUCCUAGACUCUUGGUUUACCAGCACACAGGAGAAGAAGCGUAAAUGAAGCCUGCCUGGUGGACUGAUCUCUGGGGUGAAGCCUAGCCCUCCCAUUGAGAGGGUAAAGGAGCUGUUCUAAAAUCUUUGGUGUAAUUUUAACAGCUGUGAUGUUGACAACUAGUGCAAAUUAAGCCCAAGUUUGGGAAAGCUGCUACUAUUGUCAUCAGCCGAGUUCGCAAAACUAUAUUUAACUUAUUCCUGGUUGGCUGGAACUGAGUGAAGAACAGCUGUAAAUCACACUUCAGUUAGUUUAAGUUGAAGCCUUUCAGGAUUUUUCUUUUAAGACUGAGUAUCGUCCUCGCCUCUUAGUCAUUCUCUCCAUUUCCAUCCAUUACCUCUUAACCUCCGAGACUGAAGGAGAUGGAGAAUAAACCAAAUUCUUCAAUCUAUGGGUUGUUGGGCAAGAAACAUUUAGGAGGCUGCUUUCCCUGCAGGUUGUCUCUAUUGUGAAUCAUUUUAAUUAAAAAGACCAUCAAUAAAGUUAUAACUGCCCUG
Messenger RNA from Pteronotus mesoamericanus, 1111 nucleotides. RefSeq names its product jagunal homolog 1 (gene JAGN1). The coding region runs from base 72 to 623 and encodes 183 amino acids. The transcript has 2 exons. The record is from RefSeq and is a predicted model, not a curated record. Gene Ontology annotation, cellular component: endoplasmic reticulum membrane. Gene Ontology annotation, biological process: vesicle-mediated transport; granulocyte colony-stimulating factor signaling pathway; endoplasmic reticulum organization. Lineage: Eukaryota; Metazoa; Chordata; Mammalia; Chiroptera; Mormoopidae.